CUGGAGCCCAGAGCCGCACCACUGACCAGUCCAUUCCCCCAACCCGGAAUUCUGCCUUUCCUGCCGCGCCAUGGCCGGAACCACCGCCGCAGCUCCGAUGGACAUCGACGCCGCCGCCGUGCGGCCGGCCACCAAGGGCAAGGCGACCCUCUCCGCUGCCGCCGCCGUCAAAUCUUCGCCGUGGGUCGAGAAGUACCGCCCCCAGUCCCUCGCCGACGUCGCCGCCCACCGCGACAUCGUGGACACCAUUGAUAGGCUUACAGAUGAGAAUAGGCUUCCACAUUUGUUGCUCUACGGUCCACCUGGCACUGGGAAAACAUCAACGAUACUAGCUGUCGCGAGGAAGAUAUAUGGCUCGCAGUAUGGCAACAUGAUUCUUGAGCUCAAUGCAUCAGAUGAACGUGGGAUUGGUGUUGUAAGGCAGCAGAUACAGGACUUUGCUAGUGCACACAGCCUCUCUUUUGGAGCAAAGCCUGCUGUUAAGUUGGUCCUCUUGGAUGAAGCCGAUGCCAUGACCAAGGAUGCACAAUUUGCAUUGCGAAGAGUCAUUGAGAAGUAUACAAGGAGCACAAGGUUUGCACUGAUAUGCAACCAUGUGAACAAAAUAAUUCCAGCACUACAAUCAAGGUGCACUAGGUUUAGAUUUGCUCCACUUGAUGGCACUAAUGUUAGUGAGCGUCUUCAACAUGUAAUAAAAUCUGAGGGACUUGAUGUCGAUAAGGGUGGCUUGACAGCCCUCGUGCGGUUAAGUAACGGUGACAUGAGGAAGGCUUUGAAUAUAUUGCAGUCAACACACAUGGCAUCCUCACAAAUAACAGAAGAAGCUGUCUACCUUUGCACGGGAAAUCCCAUGCCUAAAGAUAUUGAGCAGAUAGCGAGUUGGUUACUAAAUGAACCAUUUUCAACCAGCUUCAAAUAUAUAUCUGAUACAAAGAUGAGAAAAGGUCUGGCCUUGAUUGAUAUCAUAAGGGAGGUCACUAUGUUUGUGUUCAAAAUUAAUAUGCCAUCCAAUGUACGAGUAAAGUUGAUUAAUGAUUUGGCAGAUAUCGAGUAUAGGCUAACCUUCGCCUGCAACGACAAACUGCAGCUUGGGGCACUGAUCUCGACUUUCACGACUGCUCGGACGGCUAUGGUUGCUGCCGCCGCCUAAUUUGAACACCCACUCAGAUCCGGAAAUGAUGGGGCAGUUUAUUUAUCUUCUGUGUCUCUUUAGCUUAAAGCUCGUCGAGGAGAAUUUUUUAUGCUAGAACUGUCUGUCUGCCUGACACCUUCGGGAGGGUUUUUUAACUCGACUGUAACUGAUUGCUAUCAGGUUUAGGUGAUGUACAUGAUCGAUGCGGCAUUUUGUGCAGUAGGGAGUCAUUCACGACUCAAGUAAACACUGCUAUGAGUUAUGACAUUGGAAAAAACAUUUUGAGCAA
Molecule: messenger RNA, 1421 nt
Organism: Aegilops tauschii subsp. strangulata
Lineage: Eukaryota; Viridiplantae; Streptophyta; Magnoliopsida; Poales; Poaceae
Product: replication factor C subunit 3
Biological process (GO): DNA repair; DNA-templated DNA replication
Cellular component (GO): nucleus; DNA replication factor C complex
Molecular function (GO): DNA clamp loader activity; DNA binding; ATP binding
Source: RefSeq, a predicted model, not a curated record